CCAACCUUUACCUUUCACAUCUCUUUUGUUCUUGUGGCAAGAAUCAAGACGGACCGAAGAAACUCGAAAGAUUCACGGAAACUCUGUAAAGGUUCGAUUUUUAGUACAUGCAAAGCGGGGAUACGUUGUUGCUAUAACAAGUAUGGCGGCUGAGCCGAGCUGAGUGAACAAGCAACCAAAGUGCCACUCACCACUUGUUAAAGAUUGCGAGGGUUUUGCAAAUUUGGGGGAAGAGCAAAGAAGAGACCAUGGGGCGGUCGUUUAGAUUUGUGAUUCUCGGGGGCGGCGUCUCGGCGGGCUACGCGGCGCUCGAGUUCGUCAGGCUGGGCAUACCGGCGGGAGAUUUGUGCAUCAUCACCGACGAGGCUGUUGCCCCGUAUGAAAGACCGGCACUCAGCAAGGGCUUCUUGCUUCCUGAAGGCGCUGUUCGAUUGCCUGCAUUCCAUACCUGCGUGGGUGUUGGAGCUGAGCGAUUAACUGCAAGAUGGUACAAAGAGCACGGAAUCGAGCUACUGCUCAACACUCAAGUCGUGUCAGUCGACUUGAAACGACAAACGCUGCUCACCAGUGCCAAGGAAACAAUCGCUUAUCUCAUGCUCAUCGUCGCCACUGGUGCUCGCGUGCUGAGACUGGAGGAGUUCGGGGUCACGGGCGCCGACGCUCGAAACAUCUUCUACCUCAGGAACCUCCACGAUGCAACCAAGCUUGUCGAGGCAAUGCAGAGCUGCAGCGGCGGCAAGGCUGUGGUGAUCGGCGGUGGCUACAUUGGCAUGGAAUGCGCAGCGGCUUUGGUAUCUAAUGGAGUCCACGUAACGAUGGUCUUCCCGGAAUCCCAUUGCAUUGCUCGAUUAUUCACGCCUCAAAUCGCCACCUUCUACGAGGACUACUACACAAGGAAAGGCGUGGUUUUUGUCAAAGGCACUGUUAUGUCAACGUUCGAGAGCGACAAAGAUGGAAAGGUAGCAGCCGUUGUCCUGAAAGAUGGAACCCGGCUUCCGGCCGAUCUAGUCGUGGUUGGCGUGGGGAUCCGUCCAAACACCACCUUGCUCGAAGGUCAGCUCAUAAUGGAGAAAGGCGGCAUCAAAGUGAAUGGCAAGAUGCGAACCAGCAACAGCACAGUCUACGCCGUCGGCGACGUCGCGGCAUUUCCGCUCAAGAUGUAUGGCGAUGUCCGGCGGCUGGAGCACGUCGACCACGCCCGAAAGUCGGCAGCGCACGCAGUGGAAUCCAUAAUGCAUCCGGAGCGAGCCAAGGACUACGACUACCUCCCAUACUUCUACUCCCGCGUCUUCAGCCUCUCGUGGCAGUUCUUCGGCGACAAUUCGGGCGAGUGCCUGCUGUUUGGCGAUCUCAAGUCGGAGAAGUUUGGAGCCUACUGGGUGGACAGGGGCCGAUUGGUGGGAGCGUUCCUCGAGGGCGGCUCCAAGAGCGAGUAUGCUGCGCUCGCGGUGGUGGCGAGGAAGAGGCCGAUGGUGGAGGACGUGCAGCUCCUGGCGGGGCAGGGGAUAAAGUUUGCGCUGGCGCUGUGCGAGGCCACUUCUUCCGACUCGCUCGUCUCGACCAUGGCUGCCACUGACGACGAAAGAGGAGCCAUGGCGGCUGUUGCGUCGGACUUGUUGCAGCACAGCGGAUUCAAGGUCGGGGCGGGGAUCGUGGUCGCUGUUGCGGUGUCUUGGGUAGCUUACUGGUAUGGCAGGAAGAAGUGGAGGAAGUGAAGGGAUUAUCAGCACUCGGUAGAUGACAAACAGGUCAGAGAAUUGAAAAACAAUGUUUCAUGAUCGUUGUAUGAAUGGUGUUUGGAUUAAGCGAAAAAGUUUAUUACAAAAC
Messenger RNA from Selaginella moellendorffii, 1827 nucleotides. RefSeq names its product monodehydroascorbate reductase 2, peroxisomal. The record is from RefSeq and is a predicted model, not a curated record. Lineage: Eukaryota; Viridiplantae; Streptophyta; Lycopodiopsida; Selaginellales; Selaginellaceae. Gene Ontology annotation, cellular component: cytoplasm. Gene Ontology annotation, molecular function: oxidoreductase activity, acting on NAD(P)H; flavin adenine dinucleotide binding. The transcript has 7 exons. The coding region runs from base 249 to 1715 and encodes 488 amino acids.